Molecule: messenger RNA, 10263 nt
Organism: Branchiostoma belcheri (Belcher's lancelet)
Lineage: Eukaryota; Metazoa; Chordata; Leptocardii; Amphioxiformes; Branchiostomatidae
Product: G-protein coupled receptor 98-like
Exons: 58
Coding region: 845-10111 (3088 amino acids)
Biological process (GO): negative regulation of adenylate cyclase activity; cell communication
Cellular component (GO): membrane
Molecular function (GO): G protein-coupled receptor activity
Source: RefSeq, a predicted model, not a curated record
GACUUCUCAGUCUGUCGAGUUGGUGAUUGAACGAAUAGGUGGCACUAUAGGAGAUGUGAGGGUUACCUGGGCUGUCACUGGAGGAACAGCCAAUACUGAUGACUACAGGGCCAGUGGUGGUGCUCUCACAUAUCAGGAGGGGGAGACAAAGAAAUACAUCAUCGUUGGAAUAGUUGAUGAUGUCAUUCCAGAGGUCACUGAGACAAUUUAUAUCCAGCUGCAAAAUCCCCUCGGUGGGGCCACCAUUGACCCUGCUCAGUCUUCAUUCACUAUCUCUGUUCUGGCCAAUGACAAUGUGGCUGGACGAGUAGGGUUCAGUACCAACUCCAGGUCUAUCCUUGGGCAAGAAGGCCAAGCCCUACAGCUGGAGGUGGUGAGGAACUCUGCUGCAGGCAGGGUGACUGUACCCUGGCACAUCGAGGAGAGGGAGAGAAAUAUUCGGGACCAGGGAUUUGCUGAAGUUAACGGAACUGUUGUGUUUGAAGAUGGCAUUUUCUCUGUUAACAUCACCCUUCAUGUCCUCGAUGACCAAAUCCCUGAGACAAAUGAGGAGUACCAGAUUAUACUGAGUGAUCCACGAACAGAAGGUGUGACCGUAGGAGGGAAUGCUGUGCUGGACCCGGUGGGCUCCACGGCUGUCAUCUCCAUCCUGGCCAGUAAUGAGCCACACGGAGUGGUCGGGCUGGCAGCUGGCUCUAGACUGGUCUCCACGUCGGAGGGCAACAAGACUAUUCAGCUGUUCCUGGACAGGAAGUUUGGAGCCAUUGGUACUAUUCGUGUACACUAUGAGAUCAUAAAUGGCAGCACUGUUGUCCUGAAUCCUGAAGUAGCCCUGGCAACUCCCAUGGAAGACUUCACUGCAGAAGUGGGAUACGUUGAUAUGACUGAUGGCAUGACAUCCACCACCAUUGGCAUAGAUAUACUGGAGGACGACAUUCCAGAACUUGUAGAAGUUUUCCUUGUAAACAUCACGGAAGUCCAGCUCAUCCACCCAAAUACUUCCACAUACCCUCCACAACUUGAUGCAGGGAGAACCUUAGCCACAGUGUCUAUUGAUGCUAAUGAUGGGACAAAGGGUGUCAUGAUUUUUCCAUCAGGCAGUGCAAGUAUUUUUGUGGAAGAGCGUGACCAGAACCUGACACUGAUGGUGCUGAGAGACAGAGGCACCUAUGGGGAGGUGUCUGUCAUCUACUAUCCUCAGAACAGGCAAGCCUCUCUGGGAGACGACUACUUCCUGGAUACUGAAACCCUGUUCUAUACAGAUGGUGAAAACCUGCAGAACAUCACUGUCUCUAUUUUUGACGAUGACAUCCCCGAGGGUGACGAGGUGUUUGAGGUUGUCCUGAGCCUGCCUUCUCCAGGACUGGAGCUGGGAACACCAAGCAAGGCCAUCAUCACCAUUUUGGCUAAUGAUGAUGCUCAGGGAAUCAUAUCAUUUGAGUCACCUGCCAACAUAUCACUGGACGAGGCCACCUCAGAGUCCACAGCCAACAGUGUUGCCCAGUUACGCAUCGUCCGUGGACCAGGGACAUUUGGAGAGGUGACCGUGCAGUACACUGUCAGACACUUGGAUGGGUCUGCAGGAGUCAUGGACCUUCUGCCCACUGAUGGUUUUGUCAGAUUCCUGCCUAUGGAGGAUGUGGCGAUUUUGGAAAUCUCAGCUGUGAUGGACAAUUUGCCUGAGUUUGCAGAGACCUUUGUGGUGACUCUGCUGGAUCCAAGUGGAGGAGCCAAGCUGUCAGACAUGACGACUGUGUACAUCACUGUGGAGGCUAAUGAUUAUCCCUAUGGCAGGAUUGAUAUCUAUCCUUCAAAUCUGCCAAAUAGGACAUCCGUGUUGGAGGUGGAGGAAGAUGUUGGUACUGUGAGCCUCCAGGUUGAGCGGUCCAAAGGCAUGCUGGGAACUGUGUCUGUGAGGUGGCAGACCAGGGAUGUGUCUGCUGUCAGUACAGCUGGAAGUGACACAGUCCUGGCCCUUGCUCAGACCUUUGAGGGAAGGGGAGUCAGAGACUUCCACACUUUCACCUUUGACAGUGAGACUUAUUUUGUGGUGGUCAGUGAUGACCAGAAGGGAGCUCUGUCCAGUCCAGUUGGGAGUGAUGGUUCAUCAGAUGAGACACAGUUUACCCUUACCACACUGUACAAGUGGCAGGGAGCCUUUGUACCUGUUCAAACCAUUGAGACUGAUGGUGGCAGUAGCUGUACAUCAUUCACCAUAGAUGGGACCAGGUACCUGGCUGUGGCCAACUACGGCAGUGCCGGUCGCUUCCAGGCCAUGUCCAGGAUAUAUCGUGUCACUUCUAAUGGAACACUGCUCGUGGUGCAAAACAUGAAUACUCUUGGUGCACGAGACAUUGUUUACUUCAGGUCAGCUGACUCCCACUACCUUGUUGUGGCAAACUACAUGGACAAUGCACAGCGGACCAACAUCAACUCACAGGUGCUUCAAUGGACAGCAGGACAGUUUGUACCUGUUCAGGGUAUCCCAACUUUUGGAGCAUCAGCACUAGAAAUUUUCCAGAUUGGAAACCAGCUAUACCUGGCUAUUGCUAACCACUAUGACUCAUCACAACAGAAUUUCCAGAUCACAUCUGCGAUAUAUCGUUGGAGUGGUAGUGGAUUUGAUACAAGUAACCCCCAGAGAAUCAAUACCUUGGGAGCAACAGAUGUGGAGUCCUUUCAAAUCAAUAGUGACACUUAUGUGGUGUUCACCAACAGCAGAGACAACAGUGGCACAACUUCAGUGACCUCUAUUGUGUACAAGUUUGACUCUCAGUCAUCCAGGUUUCUAGUCCACCAGAACAUCGACACCUACAAUGCUCGUACUGCUCAGGUGUAUGAUGCACCUAGUGGACUGGAACACUUGGUUAUUGCCAAUGCAGACAGUGCCUCUGAAAUCUUUGUUUGGAACAGCAUUGACAACUUGUUUACAAAGCUUGUAGAUGGCCCACCCUGCUACAGUCUAUACCCUGUCAUUGCCCCUAACUACGAUGGUGGGAGGACAAGUCUACUGGCCUGCGCUAACUAUGGUGAUGGAUCCAUGUCACUCACAUCCUCUGUCUUUGAGGUGACAACAACAGGGGAGGGGUCUGACUUCAUAGCAAGAUGGGGAGAGCUGACCUUUGAACCUGACAUGAGAACUCUGACUGUCAUCAUCCCCAUUGUCAAUGACGAGAUCCCUGAAAGUGACGAGUCUUUCACCGUCAUCCUGACUGAUCCGACUGGUGGGGCUGAGAUUGGCAGUUAUGGGGAAGUGACUGUCACCAUCCUAUCCAAUGACAACGCACAUGGAAUAAUAGGAUUUGUGGAGGAUCAGUUGGAGACUGAGGCAGAGGAAACAGCCAGUGACAACACAGUGAGUCUGACUGUGGAGCGUCUCCAGGGAACUGUGGGGCAGGUCAUUGUCAACUGGGAAGCCUCGCGGGACGCUGCAGCUGAUAUCAGCCCUGUGUCAGGACAGGUUGUGUUCCUGGAUGGAGAGCGGUACAGUGUGCUGACAUUGUCAAUCUUAGCAGACUCCUUACCAGAGCUAGCAGAAUCUUACAUCAUCACCCUCACUAACAUCACUGAAUCUGGAAGCCAAAGACCAGAUCGAGGGUCACAACUUAAUCCAGAGAGGUCCUCAGUGUUGCUGACCAUCCUUCCUAAUGACUCGCCACAUGGGGUGGUGGGCUGGACAUCAGACUCCCUCCGGGUCAUUGUUCCUGAAACAGAAAGACAAUCAACAGUCACUCUGACCAUAGGAAGGGACCAGGGCACACUGGGGGAUCUACAAAUUUCCUACAGCACUGCAAGUGCCAGUGGCCUGAACCUGCCUGUGUCAAACCUGGCCACACCAGGGCAGGACUAUGUGUACAAGAGUGGGUCAGUCAUCAUGAGAGAGAACGUCACACAGGCUACUGUUACUGUGGACAUCCUGCCGGACAAUGCUCCUGAGGGUGACGAGACCUUCCUGAUGAACAUCACGUCUGUGCAGCUGUUAGGCUCCAGCCCCUUCGACUAUGGACCUGGUAUCCGCAGGCCUGGUCUGGAGUUUGCUGAAAUCAUCAUCGAUGAGAAUGACGAUGCCCAGGGGUACCUUCAGUUCAAUGUCACAAAGAAUGCCGAUGGUCAUGUGGAGACAUAUGAGGGAGCAGGGACGGCCAGUAUCCUGCGUCUGGAGGUGAUCCGGGUGGUGGGGAUGUUUGGUCCUGUCAGUGUGGACUGGGUGGCCUCGCCUGGCACAGCACGGCUGAACGAGGACUACAGACCCGCAUCUGGCACCAUCAGCUUCCCUGAUCUCAGCACAUCACAGUACAUAGACAUCGUCAUUGUGGAUGAUGAUGUUCCUGAGUUUCCAGAGACAUUUAACGUACAGCUGCGGAACCCGACUGGUGGGGCCAAACUUGGAGUGGAGAUUAGUGUAACUGCUGUCAUUCUGCAGAACGACUCUCCCUAUGGACUCUUCCAGUUCCCUGAAUCAGACCUAGCGAGGAGUGUGUCAGAAUCUGAAACCAACGAGGACCCUGCUGGUGUGGUGGUGUUCACUGUGGAGAGGGUGCAAGGCCUGCUGGGAACUGUACAGGUGGACUGGAGACUGGAGAGUGCAGCACAAUAUGACCUGACUCCCUUAUUUGGAAGCCUGACCUUCUCACCAGGCCAGAUGACUAGCACAAUUACCCUUCGAACUUACCCAGAUGACAUCCUGGAGGGGGAGGAAAGAUUUACCCUCUCUCUCACCAAUGCCAACAAUGGUGCUGAGGUCUCCCCUGUCAGAGGAAGGGCUACAGUGAUCAUCCUGCCCAAUACAGGGGCAGCUGGAAAUGUGGCCAUCGUUCCUGCAUCCAGAAAUGUCCUUGUGGGAGAACCAGCUGACAACUAUGAUGGAUCAGCAAGUAUCAGUUUGACCAGAGGAGUAGGGAUCUAUGGGACUGUGCAGGUCACCUGGCAGCUGACACCUUCAGAGGCUGACACUUUCCAACAGACGUCUGGAUUAGUGGUGUUCCAGGACAGACAACAAAACGUCACCUUUGACAUACAGACCCGAGACGACAAUGUCCCAGAGCUGAGGAAAACCUACACGCUGGAGCUGGCAGGUGUGACAGGAGGGGCACAGAUUGACCAGACCUCAGACACUGCAGCUGUUACAGUUGUAGCCAGUGACUAUCCAUAUGGCAGGUUUGAGUUCCAACAUGAGAGAGUCACAGUGUCAGAGGACUUACAAGAGGUGGUUAUCCUGGUCCUGAGGAGGGAUGGGCCACUGGGGCAGGUACGCAUCACAUACAGCACCUCUCCCGGGACUGCUACUCCUGGACUGGACUACAGGACCAGGAAUGGAGAAUUGAUCUUCAAUGACCAAGAGGAGUUCAAGAGCAUAACUGUACAGAUACAACCAGAUGCCCUACCAGAGGGACCAGAGACUUUCUAUGUCAACCUCACCAGCGUGCAACUCUUAGCACCAAUGGAUCCCGACUUCAGUGUCCAAGAAGGUGGCCUUCAGCUGGACCUUCCACCUAUCAUUGGUUCCGUCUCCACUGUAGAAGUCACCAUUCUGAAAAAUGACAAUGCAGAGGGUGUCAUUCAAUUUGCAGCAGAAGCUUUGGACUUUGCAGUGCAAGAAGAUGUCAACAUAGCCCGAGUGCCGGUGGUUCGCAACUUUGGGACCUUUGGUCAGGUCACAGCCAAGUACACAUCCAGUGACAUUGGUGCAACACCUGGAGCUGACUACGACGUGCUGGGAUCUGAAGUGGUCUUCAUGGACGGUCAGGAUCGUGCCUUCAUUGAGGUCAGGAUCUAUGACGAUCUGAUCAGGGAGUACGACGAGAAGUUUGAGCUGACCAUUACUGAAGCCACUGGUGGGGCACAGCUGGGCACGGCGCUGACCUCACAGGUCACCAUCUCCAGGAGCGACUCUCCCAGCGGACUGGUUGGGUUUGUAGGGGAGACUGACAUUGUCAUGGACAACCCAUCUCGGCAGGAGACACUCACCUUCAGUAUCGAAAGGUCUGAAGGGCUGCAGGGACAAAUUCAGGUGAGGUGGAGAAUCCUGGGACCAAAUUCAGACACACCCGUGCAGGUGACCAAUGACCUGAUGCUGACAAACAACCCAACAGCACAAGUCCUGGAAGGCGUGUUCAACUUCAAUGCCAAUGAAGGAGGCCCCUCCUCCAGGAAGAGCUUUCAGAUCACUGUCCAGCCUUACCCUGGGCCAGAAGUACAGGAGGUCUUCAACAUUGUUAUCUAUGAAGUGGUUGGUGGGGCUGACAUUGACCAAGCAAAGGACAACAUUACACUCACUAUUCGGAAACAUGGUGACCCUAAUGGAGUAGUUGAGUUUGUGGAUGUAGAUGACCAACAGUACACUGAACCAACCACUGAUGCUGGGAGAUCCAUUACUCUCCCCAUUAUGAGAACUCUGGGGACAAUGGGAAACAUACAGGUUAUGUGGGAGGUCCGACAGCAGACCAGUGGAGGUGGCACCAUCGCUGCCUCGGCAGAUGUCAGCCCCUCCAGUGGAGUUGCCAGGUUCAGUGAUGGUGUGGCUACAUCAGCUGUGACCUUCACCCUGCUGCCUGAUACAGUACCUGAGCUGCAGGAGACCUUCAUCGUGGCACUGGUGGGAGUAGAAGGAGGUGCUGAAAUAGCAAACAACAAGAACACCACAAGGUUUUUUGUGAGUGCCAAUGAUGACCCCCAUGGAGUGUUUGCAGUGUUUGAUGAGUACCAGACAGUUCUAGUGACCACCAGUCAGUCCAGGGCUGUCCGGGUGAAUGUGACCAGACAACAGGGCACAGCCGGCACCAUCAGGGUGGACUUUGAUAUAUCAUACUCUCAAGCUGCUGUGGGGAGAUCCUACACGACUGUUCCCAGUGGGUCGGUGAGGUUUGCAGAUGGAGACACUUACGCUAUAGAAGAUGUUCCUGUCACAGAAGGGGUGUUUCUUCCAGUUGGAUCAAACUUCGUUGUAACCCUAACAGAUGUGGUACCUCAGGGUACACUAGAGUCUGGUCUACUGCCAAGGAUUGACCCGAACCAUAGAACUGCCAUGGCUGUGGUGCCACAGGCUGCUGGCAACUCUCAUAUUGGCUUUGAUUCCCUAGUGGUCAAUGUGAAUGCAGACACCCUUCAGGCUGAGCUGACAGUGACCAGGGUGGGAGCCUACAAGCAGGUGACUGUCCACUGGCAGGCUGAGAGUCAGGAGAACCUUCCUGAAGGAUUUGUUCCAGGCAUAAUCAGUCCUGUAGAAUCCACCCUCACCAUGCCUAAUGGUGUAUCAUCUCGCAGCUUUACUGUACAGCUGUCACCAAGUCCUGGCACCAAGGAACUGUUUGCUGUGCGACUUACUGCUGUCACCCCUGCUGGAGGGGAGGCAUUGCUCACAGACGGUCGACUUGUCGCUCAGAUUGAGCCAAAUGGAGUCAUACAGUUUGCAGUGGACUCAAGAGAAGUAACUGUCACAGAAAAUCUACAACAGGUGUCCCUAACUGUGGAGCGUCAGUUUGGAGUUUUGAACAACACCCGAAUCAUGUACAUGACAUCAUCUGGGACAGCUGUGGCAGGCCAGGACUUUGAGCCUGUCCCCAGUGGGUCCAUUAUCAUGGAGUCAGGAGACAGGACCGUACAGAUCCUGGUGCCUCUGCUGCAGGAUAGCCUGAAUAUCCCUGAACUAGACGAGUUCUUCUAUGUAAACAUCACAUCAGUGGAGGUGCUGCCCAGCACAAGGGAAACAGGUGUGUCCCCUCGGCUGAACCCAGAGUUCUCUGUGGCUAAGAUCACCAUCCGGCAGAACGACAACCCUCACGGUGUGUUCAGCUUCACACAGACGGAGGUCAUGACUACAGAGGACAGCACUGAUGGCACAGGCACCAAGAUCAUCUACAUCACAGUCAUGAGAACAGGUGGUACAUUUGGUGCUGUGAGUGUGUUGGUACGUUCCACUGGAGGAGGAGAAGCCUGGACACAGAACCCUGAUGCACCAGGGCUCCAAACUGCCAUGGCAGCAGACACAAGACAGAGGGUUACUUUGGGUCAGGACUACAGCUCUGGGCUAGAUGUCACUCUGAGUUUCCAGGAGGGUCAAAGGGAAAGCACAGUACCAUUCAGCAUCACUGAUGACAGCCUACCUGAGCCAACAGAGGUGCUGUUUUUGUACCUCACUAACCCAACAGGAGGGGCCAGGGUAGCAGAUCCCAGCACCGACAGCGGAGAACAGGGUUAUCUUACAGUAGUCAUUGCUGGUAAUGAUGGACAGAAUGGAGAGAUAGGGUUCAUCAGCAGGAGUCUGUAUGAGGAGGUGUAUGAAGAUGACACCGGCUCAGUGGAUCUUGUCAUUGACAGGGGAAGUAACUUCUUUGAGGAUGUAAGGGUUUACUGGCGAGCAACAUUCAACAAAUCAUCAGUGGUGCUCAUCAGAAAUGGGGUGUCUCUGCUGUCUGAACUGGAGGCUGUGCAGGGAGAUGUGCUCUGUGUGGCUGGGAUGGCCACAUGUACUAUCACUGUCCAACUGGUCAAUGAUCAAAAGCCAGAGUUCCCAGUGAUGUUCUAUGUCCAGCUGUACCAGGUUGGACCUGGUGCACAGAUCAACCCUGCAGCCAGCUUUGCAGAGGUGACCAUGGAGAACAGUGACUACCCGUAUGGUCUACUUCAGUUUGGCCUGGAGUCCCGCUCGGUUGUUCUCAAUGCAGCAUCCAGGAUAGCCCGGCUGAUGGUCAGCAGGGAGUACGGUUUGACUGAGCAGGCAACAGUGAAGUACAGGACCCGGCAGUUGGGCACACAGACGGUCGCCGGGGUUACCUUGUACCCAGCCAUGGAAGGAAGGGACUAUGAACAGGCUGAAGGACAGCUGGAGUUUAUUGCUGGAAGGAGUGGAGCCUCACUGGAGAUCACACUCACCCCUGACACAGCAUCCUCUGAGUCCUACCCUAAACGGUUCCAAGUUGAACUGUAUGAUGCUGAUCCCCCAGAGGCCACCAUCAGUAGUCAGUACGGCAUUGCAGAUGUUACCAUUGCUGUUGAUGAGUCCACAGAGGACCUGUGGGAGAUCUGGGCAGAAGCUCUGAGAGACCUUUCAGACAGGAGCAUUGAUCAGAUCUUGGAGCGUCUGGUGACAGCCAGUGAUCCCGAGCUCACACAGGAACAACUAGAUGUGUCCCUGAACACCAUGGAGCAAAUCAUUGAGGAGGGAGAAUCUCGGGAGUUAACUUCUGGCACCAAGACAAUCAUGUACGAGUUCUUCUGCAAGCUGCUCGACUCAGAGAGAAGAGACACCAGGGGUUGCUCUAAGUGUAAUGAGCUUCUGAAGCGGUUUGCCUUGAUGUUGCUAACAGGAGUUCCCUGCAACCAGGUCCAACCAGCCAACUUGAUGUUAGACACCUGUGCCAACCUUGUAGUGUCUCCCAUCCGCCAAAUACCAAACAGAAUCAAUGGCUACACAUAUGAAGGCAAGAGAGGGGACUACUUCAAACUUCCAGAUUCACUCCUUUCCUCUCCUGGAACACCUAAUGUCACCUGUCAGGACCUGUACUUUAUUGAGUACACCAGUCAGCAGUGGUUCAGUCCUGUGGACUCUCCUGUUGUCGGACAGAAGAUCAUCUCUGUGUCAGUGAAGAACAGGGAAUUCACAAAUCUCAACCCUGAUGACCCUGUCAAGUACCUUAUCCACACCACAGACCAACGCAUCACCCCAGAAGGUGCAAGUUGUGUUACUUGGAACCCUGCGACUUCUUGGCAGGCAACCGGCUGCAGAGUUCUAAAUGACAAGUCCAACUAUGUGGAAUGUGCUUGCACACACAUGUCCGAUUAUGCAGCACAAGCCAAGACAGACAACCUAGCUGGAUACACUAAUUACGUGUACGCAGCCUGCUUUAUAACGAUUAUUGGAAUGGCUCUGACCAUCCUGGCCCACCAUUCUGUGCAACAUGUACUCUAUGUUCUCUUACAAGCUGCACAUGCAUCUGGCAUUUGCAUGCAUGGCCACUCAGAUUGCUUUUACUGUAGGAGCCUAUAUCAGCAGUACCUUAGACAAGGGGAGCUGUGCUGCACUUGGCAUUGUGCUUCACUACUUCUUCCUGGCACAGUUUACUUGGAUGUUCAUACAGGCCAUCAACUUCUACAGGAUCCUAGUGAUGAAUGAUGAGCACACAGAAAACAAGUACAUGCUGUUCUUUGUUCUGGGCUGGGGUCUUCCUGUGCUGGUGGUGGGAGUUUUCAUCAUCGUGGUGUUCGCUGUGUGGCAGUGGGACAUCACAACACUGUAUGCAGACGUCCAUGGAAAUGGGGACAUGU